GUGAAAGUGCAGUCUGUUGAUUUUUAUUUUGACCAAUUAACUAUAAUGCCGACUAACUUCAGCUAACAUUAGCUAGCUAGUAAUUCAAAGUAUUCGAAUGUUUUAUUUCUUUAAUACCGGGGGGAAGAGUGGAAAUACCGAAGUCAUCGCUGAAAUUGGACAACUGUUCUGGCGACAAGUUUUUUUGAGGAUUAUUGCAGAAAUUUUAUUCCAUUUCCAAAAUUUGAAGACCUGCUGUGGGAUUAAAUGCAGAAUUUUUUUCUAUUCGCUCUAUACCAAGAAGAAAGGAAGUCAACUCUAAUGGUUGGAAUUGAAGGUGACCCUGGACACUAAGUCAGGCCGGACUGAGCAGGCCUUAUGCUCUGAACCGCGUGCUGCAGCAGAUCCGGGGCGCCCCCAUGAUGAAGCGAGGGACCAGCCUCCAGAGCCGCCGCAGCAGCAAGGCUGCCGGGGACCCCCCCAAGGGCAGCCCCCAGAUCCAGCGCCGCGGCACCCAGGAGGCUCUGGUGCAGGCGGGCCGCCCCCGCUCCUCCUCCACCACCGACACCCCCAGCAGCCCCGCCCUGGCCGAGGCGCUGCUGGCCUCCGGAUACGCCUCCACCGAGGAGCCCGAGAGGGACCUUUUCAAGACCAGGAGAGUGUCCGCUCAGUGCGACAGCAUCCUCUUUUCCUGGCUGUCUGCAGGACACAGGCGCUCUCUCCAGCCUGGAGCAGGGGCCUCCGUCUGCCCCUCUGGGAUCGAGCGGCUGGAGGUGAGUGGCCUGGCGCAGCCGGCUAACGCGCUAGCCUGCGGCGCGGACGGCGCGUACCCCGUGGACGUGGUGGACAGCACCCCCGACCCGCAGCGCACCAAGCAGGCCAUCACGCACCUGCAGCAGAAGAUCCUCCGGCUCACCGAGCAGAUCAAGAUCGAGCAGACCGCCCGCGACGACAACGUAGCCGAGUACCUGAAGCUGGCCAACAAUGCCGACAAGCAGCAGAGCGCCCGCAUCAAGCAGGUCUUCGAGAAGAAGAACCAGAAGUCGGCGCAGACCAUCCAGCAGCUGCAGAGGAAGCUGGAGCACUACCAUCGCAAGCUGCGCGAGGUGGAGCACAACGGCAUCCCCCGGCAGCCCAAGGACGUGUUCCGGGACAUGCACCAGGGCCUGAAGGGCGUGGGGGCCAAGGUGACGGGCUUCAGCGAGGGCGUGGUGGACAGCGUGAAGGGCGGCCUCUCCAGCUUCUCCCAGGCCACGCAUUCGGCGGCGGGGGCCGUGGUGUCCAAGCCCCGGGAGAUCGCCUCGCUCAUCCGGAACAAGUUUGGCAGCGCGGACAACAUCGCGGGCCUGAAGGACUCCCUGGACGAGUCGCAGGGCGAGGACGGCUCGCGGGCCCUGGGCGUCGGCCAGCUGCAGUCCGGCCUCCGGUACGGCAGCGAGGACGACUGCUCCAGCGCCACCUCGGGCUCCGCAGGGGCCAACAGCACCACCGGGGCCCCCGGGGGCCCCCCCAGCUCCAAGACCAACGCUUUGGAGAGCACGCAGAGCUCAGGGUUCGACAUGCACGAGCUGCAGGAGCUCCGCGACGCUCAGAGCCGCCUGGAGGAGUCGUUUGAGAGCCUCAAAACGCACUACCAGAAAGAGAACACCUUAAUCAUGGAGGCCCUGCAGGAGGAGCGCUACAGGUGCGAGCGGCUGGAGGAACAGCUGAACGACCUGACUGAGCUCCAUCAGAAUGAGAUCCUCAACCUGAAGCAGGAGCUGGCCAGCAUGGAGGAGAAAAUCGCCUACCAGUCGUACGAGCGAGCGCGGGACAUCCAGGAGGCGCUGGAGGCCUGCCAGACGCGCAUCUCUAAGAUGGAGCUGCAGCAGCAGCAGCAGCAGGUUGUGCAGUUGGAGGGGCUGGAGAACGCCACGGCGCGCACCCUGCUGGGGAAGCUCAUCAACGUGCUGCUGGCCGUCAUGGCCGUGCUGCUGGUGUUCGUCUCCACCGUGGCCAACUGCGUGGUGCCCCUCAUGAAGACCCGCAACCGCACUUUCAGCACUUUCUUUCUGGUGGUCAUGCUGGCUUUCCUGUGGAAAAACUGGGACGCCAUCUCGGGAUACAUGGACCGCUUCCUGCAGCCCCCCAGAUAACCGCCACGGGACAGAGCCGGGCGUGCCGGGUGACGGGAGAUGUCUGACCAUAGAAAACUUAGCACAAAUAACGCAGGGGUGUCCAAUGACAACAGCAGCCUGGCUUGGUUUUCGUGAAAAGGAGUGAAUCUGUUUACAUUUUGGAAAGAAAGGUUUUUUUUUCUUGUGAGACGCAUUGUAAUACAUUUCUUCAUUUUUAGAAAUUCAUGAAAUGACAUUGUUUAUUAUUAUUAUAAUUAUUAUAAUUAUUUUAUUUGGUUGGAUUACAUGUAGCAUUAAGUUUCUCACACAGCCCUGGUGCUCCUGCGUGUCAGCCGGAGGGCCCAGGGGAACGGGCCCGUAGCUGAGCUGAGCGAGCACAUUCCACAGAGACACCGCUCAGGACGGAGCGGUCACUCCUGAGGGAGCGGUCACUCCUGAGGGAGCGGUCACACCUGAGGGAGCGGUCACUCCUGAGGGAGCGGUCACACCUGAGGGAGCGGUCACUCCUGAGGGAGCGGUCACACCUGAGGGGAGCGGUCACACCUGAGGGGAGCGGUCACUCCUGAGGGAGCGGUCAGAGGGAGCAGUCAGACCUGACGAAGCGGUCUGUCUGUCGGAGUGGUCAGAAGAAGCAGUCUGGGAGCGGUCAGACAGAGCGGUCAGACAGGAGCGGUCUGGGGCGCUUGCGUGAGUCUGGAGACGCAGGGGCGGAGCGAUGGUGCCAGUAACACGCAGACCGGCGCUGGGCCAAGCCCACCUCACAGGCGUCGAAACUUUCUUUUCUGUUUUCUUCACUCCAGCUUGGAGACGGAAGGAGGACGCUCCACUUUCUCCCGGGGGGAAUGAAAUAAACUCAACAAAAAUACACGGACGAUACAGUCAGACGAACAUACUUGAAGAGCGUCUCGCUCAAAGACUCUCAGUGCUUCCGUACUGUUUCUAUUAGUGAUGAAUUAAAGUCAUUUUUAGUUAUUUUUUAUUUUUUAAGAAAUAAAUAAAACGCUGUUUUAAAAGAAAGUAACGAGUGAAUAAUUGAAAGAGUGUGGGAGUGAAGGGUAGAGUACAGGGCCUGUUGGUCACAGGGACAUCAGAAAGAGGCUGCAGACGGGUCUGUGUGGGGCUGCUGCACUGAUACACAGCGCCCCACUCUGCACACACACACUCCUGCCUUCCCUCACUGCCCUGGGGGCCUGCUGUCCUGCAUCUGGCCUACGGUGGGUUGAAGUCCACUUGUUGCCAUUUUAAAUUUCCCACCUGUAGGAACAGUGUUGUGCUGAAGCGCUUAACCUGCUCAGGUGGUACCGUAGCCAAGGGUGUUGUGUGAGGUUGUGUGGUUGGGCUCAUAGAGCGGUGUGUCUUUGCAGAGUGCUUUGCAGUUACGAUAGGGAGUGAGCUUUCGGAUUCUUUUUGGCUGUUUGUGGUCUGCGUAGCAGGCCAGGCUGGGUAGUGGAAAUGCACCAGGGGUCGAGAGUACUACAGAAAUGUCACAGCCUUAUAUUGUGGUAUUGUGGAGCUCUUUUAGGUUGAUGAGGGAGCACACAGUCCCCAUGGCUGGACUUCACACGUCAUUCAGAGGCAGGUGGCUGUAUUCAGGCCUGUACAGGCCUUUUCUGCAGGGUUAGGAAACUCAGGCAUCCUCUCCCAUGAUACCCCGGUCCUGUACGUCAGCCUCCCCAGAUACUUACUCUGGCUGGGGGGCCAGCAUACAUCCUUUCUCUUCAUUAUCCUUUGUGCCAAAAUAAGUCUUACAUCAGAUCCAUGACAACGUUUCCAAUUUUACCCAACUACUGUUUGUUUACACUGAAACCUUGCACUGUUCCAUGAGUUAAAAUGGAAAAAGUUAUUUUUGUAUUUUUUCAAAAGUACGUAUACAUGCUCCUGUGGAUCUCGGCUUGAUGUUGUCGUUAAUGUACAGCUUUUCGGACUUUAGAGCCAGUCCCGCUUCCACUGAAGGCUAUCCUCCAUUUCAGCCCCCCUCCCCCAGAGCCUGACCUCUGAGUGAACUUCUGCCUUUCCACUCCACAGUCCUGUGCUUGACCGUUCUCUGACCACCUGCGUAGUGUUGGCGUACUCUAACGCUGUACAGCUGCCCUGAGACUGUGUGCCAGGCUACUUGUAUAUCCGGAACGAUCUGCCACACUGAAGCACAGGAAUAAGUAUAAUCAGGAUAUCGGUGCUAAACAUCAGAUACAGUUUUAUCGGAUGAAGACGGUGAUCUGAGUUGGCAGAAGGUUUGUUUCUCAGUGUUGUACAGACCGAAGCCAUGCUCUUUCUGGUGGUUCCAGUGACAGGCAUAGUGAUGGGGAGAGACCCUGCUGUGAUCUCACCAUGUGGGACGAGUGAGGGCGGAGGGGUAUCGAACAACUCCAGUGCCUUUUGUGUUCUUUUAUAUAAUUGUGUGAAUAAUAAAGUGGAGCAUUCCUGGUUUACCUGUUGAGACAGUAUCUUUUUUUUUUUUUCUUUUUCUUUUUUUUUUUUUUAAACAGAACAUUUUGUUUGUGUAAAAUUUAAGAUUAUUGUGUAUUGUUGCCCAUGAUCACUUGCCUGCGUGUGAUUUUGUCAUGGUAUGUACAGUGCAGCAUUUGCCAAAAAUAUUGUAGAAAUUACAAAUAUCGAAAAGGUAAUUCCCUCUGCAAAAACAGAGUGGGGAGACACCCCUUCUGUGAUACAUUAGAUGUGACCUGAAUCGGUCAUCUGUUAAAGCAAUGUCUGUGUGUUUUGGUUCUUAUGUGACAGGGUAUCCUAUGCUGGUUGUCCAGUAUCAGGUAAAUAAUACAUACGGUUCUGUGGCUGUUUACUCCACUCUCAGAUGCAUGCUGUCUGGGCUUGCAUUGGUCAGGAGGGUAAAAGCAAGAUAUUGUGAAUUAUUAUGUGCUUCCUGAUUGGUCAAUUGUAGGACUUGUAAUACCUUUGUGUGACAGUGAAUGAAAUUGUGGUGUUGGGUUAUAUUCUUUUUAAAGAACAGAAGGGGUUAAGCCCUUAGCGUGUGUGUCCGUGUGUAUGCAUCGAGGAAAGGAGAAUUGUGAGUUAUCCAGCCAUUUGUGCCAAACCUGAAAUAAUUCUUGUCACAAACAGGAGAAGGUAUCUCCGUUCAGAAGUGCAUAAAAUGAAUUAUACUUGCGUACCUACUGUAUGUGUUUUAGCUGACACGUUAUUUUUUUCUUGCUUUAGGGUGCAAGAAAGCAACUGCCUCAUUGCACAGUAUUUUAGAAAUGGCCAGACUGGCCUGACUGCCUAUAAUAAAAGAAUGUGUUUGAUUAAAUUGGACUAAAUUCAUGAAACACAUUGAGUGAAGAAAUUUGACUAUCUCAACUUUCUUACUGAAAAGUGAUUUUGUUUUUGUUUUUUUUAUUUCAGAGAUGGUCAUAUGGCAAUUUGCUUCUCUCACUGUGGCCUUUGGUGGUCUGAGUAUGAAAUAAUGAGUUAUUUUUGGUAUAAUUUUUUUAAUGGGAUUUAAAUGGGAUUUCCAAAUAUAGCUCUAAAAGGCAAAUAAAAAAAGAUACUGUCUCAAAAAUGGCAUUUUUUGUUGUCUUCACUGCGACAGGCUGUAUAACCGAGGACAGUCAUAACCUGGGGAGCCCCCUAGUGGUGGCCUGUUGAUUUUAAUAAGUAUUACUUGAGGAAAUCAAACUAGUCCUGUACAUGUGUGUGUUGUGUGCAAGGUGGUACAGUACCUUUAGUAGGUGUCUCUUUAAGCCCUGAGAGUAUUCUCGUCUGUUAUUUGACUCACAAACAUGGGUUGGAAGUAUGGUAAUGAGAAAAAAGAAAUUGCUUGUGGAAGUAACAUUAGUUUUAGAGUCAAAGCUGCUAAUUGUAAAGGAAGCUUACUGAGGAUUUAUAUUGAUGUCCUGUUCCAGUCUGUCACAAGAUUCAUGUGGCUGUGUCCAUGUACAAUAAAAGCGAAAUAAAGACCUCA
Molecule: messenger RNA, 6012 nt
Organism: Conger conger (European conger)
Lineage: Eukaryota; Metazoa; Chordata; Actinopteri; Anguilliformes; Congridae
Gene: tmcc1a
Product: transmembrane and coiled-coil domain family 1a
Exons: 8
Coding region: 399-2114 (571 amino acids)
Cellular component (GO): endomembrane system
Source: RefSeq, a predicted model, not a curated record